Molecule: messenger RNA, 9059 nt
Organism: Myxocyprinus asiaticus (Chinese sucker)
Lineage: Eukaryota; Metazoa; Chordata; Actinopteri; Cypriniformes; Catostomidae
Product: adenylate cyclase type 8-like
Exons: 18
Coding region: 1898-5473 (1191 amino acids)
Biological process (GO): cAMP biosynthetic process; adenylate cyclase-activating G protein-coupled receptor signaling pathway; intracellular signal transduction
Cellular component (GO): plasma membrane
Molecular function (GO): adenylate cyclase activity
Source: RefSeq, a predicted model, not a curated record
AGUGGUCAUGAAAUGCUCUUUUUUUAAAUAGUUUUAUUAUCUUCCCUGAGGUCCACGGAUAAUGUUAGUAAUGUUUUUUUUGUUUUUGUUUUGUUUUGUUUUUGCAUUAAGUAAUAAGUCAAAUUUAGUAAUAUAUGAUCAUUUUCCACCCUGACUCUGGCCCUCUGUCUGAAACACUCAAUAAGGUUUUGGCCCAAACUCCUCCUUAAAACUUCAACGUAAACGGCCACUGUUAUGAUUGGCUAACAGCAUGCAGUCCCUAGAAAUCAGCCAUAUUUGAAACUCAGUCUGAAGAGAAUGAACAAGCUCCACGAUAAUAUAAAACUAAAUUUCAGGGUUUACACAUAACGCACAUCCAACACAUUGCAUCUAAAUAUAUUAAACAGUUCAUCUCAAGCACAACUGUUAACACUCACACCCUGUCUACACCGGACGUGAGAGUUGCAUCUCAUCAAAAGCAAUAGAAACCAUUAUAAUCAAUGAUGCUGUCUGUUGCGGCACGUCGCUUUGCGCUGACAGUAAACAGAUGUCUUGUUCUAUUUUGCGUUGCAGGCGCUGGCACUGCUACUGCCAACAACAAAAAUAAAGAGUUUAGAAAAUUUGUGUCGACAUGCCCGGUGUAGACAGCAUCAAGCUGUCUUAAACUACCUUAAACUAUUAAACAGUCAUGAGUCAUGACAUUUGAAAUAUUUGUGAAUGGAACUGUUUACUUACUGUUUUGCAUCAUGUCCAAGUGUUUUUAACUGGCCCAUCCUUCAGUAACAGUUCCUUCACAAAGAAUCCAUGCUGAUUGCAGAAAAACAUGCAAUACAUGCUGAAAUACGCUCAAGACACAUCCACAUCCAGUUUCCAGUAUCAUACUGUACUGAUAUGCACAUUGCCGGAAAAGCAUCUAUACAGUCAAAGAAGCCCAUCCAGUGUAUGUUUUCAUAUACCAACAAUUAAAAAUAGCGCAGAUGGGCAAAAAAACUUGUUCAUAACGCAUUUGUGCUCAAAGCAGCAAGAGGCAGCAGCUGAAAGACAGAGAAUGGUUUCUCCUCUUCAGAGUUGUAACUUGACACUACGUCUUUUAAAAGCGGCCCAAGAUAUGUAUCAAGCGGUCAAAGACGUUUGUCUGUGCAUGUUUAAAUACACAAAUAAUUUAAAAUAGUCCAGAUGGGUCCCCUUUGGUGUUCAGGAAUAGUGAGGACACUAGUUCUGAGUUCUGAAAUUUACAGUAUGUUUUUAUAGUAGAAAGACCUCUUAUAUGUCAAAAUAUCAAGGAAAAUUAGAUUACUCAUGGCAUGACCCCUUAAUGACAAAGAGUAUUGGACACAUGGUCAUCAAACUUAAAAAUUGCACUGCAAAGAAUUACUGAAUAUUUUUAUUACAUUUAUUAUUCUUACUCCAUUGGCAUUUUUUCUUCUUCGUAUAUUUGUUACUCAAAUGUUUAUGACAGUUUUUAUAGAUACUGAAAUAUCUUUUUAGAGAUUUUUAUAAUGUCUAGAUACUACAGAAAAAGAAAGAGAAGUGUGGAAGUAUGCUAUUCUGAAAUAGCCUAAUUGACUUCAUACGUCUAUUAAAAAUGACAAUAGGACCAGUUGGUUAUACAGUAAGUAACUGCAGAAAUGGUUAAGAAAAAUGUUAUGCCACAUGAAACUUCCACUUGGUUUGAUAUUUUAUCUAAUUCAAUAAAACCCAUAAAUAUUCAGUGUAACUUUGACCAAAUACUUUUUUAAAUGGCCACACUACUUGAGUUAAUCAGUUGCAGAGAAAAUAGUCUAAAUAGUAAGAGGUGUAAUUUAUCUGUUUUCAGAUGUAGAUGACCCUUAUGGCCUGUCUAAACUCCUCUCCAGAAGGGAGCGUCACUGAGUCCCUAUUUUAUGGAUAACGGUGACAAGACAAGCCUGUGGCUACCAUGGUAACGUUCAACAACACGACUGACAUCCACAAGAUGCAGCCUCCAUCCUGCAUAAACACUCCAAUGUCGCCAGGCAUGCGUCGCAAACAGCUGCUGUGGCAGAACGCUGUCAAACACAUCAUCGGCCAGCGUGAGAUGAGGGAGCAGCUUGGUGUGGAGCCAGCCCGGAAGAUUUACGUCACUGAUGCCUAUAUUGAGGAAAUCAACAAACAGAUAUGCAGCAAAGCAUCACGGGGCAUGACAAAACGACGUUCCUCAGCUGCGAGAGUUCAUCCAUCCUUUUUUGGGGAGCGUAGCAACUCCUCGACUUUGCAAACCAGAAGAGCUACACACUAUGUUAGUGAUGCUGACUUUUUUGUUCACUGGGGCCACACCAUCCAUGGGGUGUAUGUGCCAACAUUGAGACACACUUUCAAAUCCAGAGACCUUGAGAAACUCUACCAGCGCCAUUCCUCACACACUAGAAGAACCUCUUUAGUUAUCACCAACAUCAUCAAUGCAGCUGCCAAACUGCACCUACUUUUGCUCUACCUGGCCCUGGCUCCAGAGGGUUCAGACACACUGCUGGGCUGGUUCACUGGGUUCUUCAUGGCCUGUGAAGUUGCCCUGUGUGUUUUGGUACUCACCUGUAAGCGCUCACAUUCACCAAGAUGGUUGCAUUAUGCUGGCAUGGCUAGCUGGCUGUCACAGACUGCUCAGAUAUUGGGUGGACUGGCAUACGGGCUGGAAAGAGACCAAUCCUGGUAUGUUCUGUUCACUCUAUUCGCCACAUACACUCUGCUGCCACUGCCACUGCUCUGGGCCAUUGGAGCUGGCACACUCACCUCCACACUGCACCUAAUUUUAGAGAUUAUACGUCACUUCAGUGAAGUGGGAUUGCUGAGAAAGAUUCUUGCCAAGGCUUUACUAUACAUAUGCAUGAACGUGGUGGGUCUGUUUGUCCAUUACCUGACCGACCGAUCCCAGAGACAAGCCUUUCUGGAGACACGCCGCUGCAUCGAAGGCCACAUGAGACUGGAAACAGAAAACCAGAGACAGGAGCGUUUGGUACUGUCUAUACUUCCUCGCUUUGUUGCCUUGGAGAUGAUUGCUGAUAUGACUUCUAUGGAUGAUGAGCUUAUUCCACAGCAAUUUCACAAAAUAUAUAUCCAUCAGUACAAAGAUGUCAGUAUCCUCUUUGCUGACAUAAAGGGCUUCACGCUGUUAUCCAUGAACAUGUCCGCUCAGGAGUUAGUGCGCUUACUCAAUGAGCUUUUUGGACGUUUUGACCGGCUAGCUGAGGAGCAUCACUGCAUGAGAAUAAAGAUCUUAGGGGACUGUUACUACUGUGUGUCUGGAGUACCAGAGCCUCAGAGGGCACAUGCCCGCUACUGUGUGGAAAUGGGACUAGCCAUGAUCUGCACCAUACGAUCUGUAAGAAAGCAACUAAACUGUGACAUGGAUAUGCGGAUUGGGAUCCACUCUGGCACUGUUCUGUGUGGGGUUCUAGGCCUACAGAAAUGGCAGUUUGACGUUUGGUCCUGGGAUGUAGGCAUUGCUAACAUGCUUGAAGCAGGAGGUAUUCCUGGACGCAUCCAUAUUUCACGCGCUACCCUAAACUGCCUGGAGGGGAACUACGAGACAGAAGAUGGCCGUGGAUAUGAACGCAAUGAGUUUCUACGAAAACACAACAUUGACACAUUCCUCAUCUGCCACAAGGAAGAGGACCUAGACAAUGUUGAAAUGGAACCUCCAAAAACCCGGCAAAACCGUCGCCCUUGGAACACUGAAGUUCCAUUUGACAAAAUAAUUGAUAUUAAUUGUAUCUUGGCCUCCUUCACCAAUGGUUCUUACGCACAGUUUCCUAAUUCAUCAGCAACCAGAUCUAAGGAGAUCAACAAACGCAUCAACCAUGCCAUCGAUCUACGCAGCAGUGAACAAAUGCGUCAGGAGCACAUCACUCCAGCCACACUGGUCUUUAAGGACAUGAACAUUGAGGAGAAGUUCUCACAGAUGAGGGAUGAGAUGUUUAAGACCAGUUUGGUCUGCUCCUUCAUCAUGCUCCUCCUGCUUAUGGCAGUCCAAGCCCUCAUCCCUGCACCCAGGUUGUAUUACUGGACAGCAGUUCAGUUCAGUCUGUUCUUGCUGGGAUAUCUGUUACUGCUGGUGAUGGUCCUGGCUGAGGAGUUCAAACAUUCUCCUGUUGUCCUUCAGCAGUUCUGCUGCUGGAUUCAUGAGAACAACACUAUGCGCAACUUGCUCACCGUCACGGCCAUAACAAUCAACUUUGGAAUGGCCCCCUGUGACAUGAUAUGGUGUAAAACUAAGACAGGGGAAAUAAGCACCAAUGAGACAAAGGAUCAUCAGACCAGCCAGAAGCUACUAACUGUCUGCUCCUAUCCAGAGUUCUUUGUACUGAGUGGGGUGGUUUCGAUGGUGACCUGUGCUGUGUUCCUGAGGCUGAGCUCACUGUUGAAGUUGAGUAUUCUGUUGCUGGUGGUGACUGUCUAUGCAUACUUUAUCGAAGUGUCCUUCCACAUUCUGUAUGUAAAUCAAUCAGGGCAGGAACAGUUAAGUAGGUCUCACUACAUCAGAAGGAAGGGAGUCUCAAUUCUGUUGAUGGCAAUAUUUGUCAUAGCUGUGUUCUACAAUGGUCGACGGUGGGAGGCUACAACACGACUGGACUUUUUGUGGCGUCUGCAGGCUCAGCAGGAAGUUCAGGAAAUGAGAGAUUUGAGGGAACAGAAUGAGUGUCUGCUGCAUAACAUCCUGCCUGCACAUGUUGCUCGUCACUUCCUAGAGAGGAACAGAAAUGACGAGGAGCUGUACUCGCAGUCCUAUGAUGACGUAGGGGUGAUGUUUGCCUCCAUCGCUGGCUUUAAUGACUACUAUGAACAGAGAGAGAUCAAACAUGAGGGAGUUGAGUGUCUUAAACUGCUCAACGAGAUCAUUGCAGAAUUUGAUGAGCUAUUGGAGGAGUCAUAUUUUUUGGACAUUGAGAAAAUCAAAACUAUUGGCAGCUGCUACAUGGCAGCGUCUGGUCUAUCACCUGAUAAAAAGUCUUGUGUUGUAAAUGACUGGCAUCAUCUCAGUGAGCUGGUUCUGUUCGCUCUGGCUAUGCAGGAGACUCUGAGAGAGAUCAACAAACAUUCUUCCAACACCUUCCAGCUCCGUGUUGGAAUUGCCCAUGGUCCUGUUGUUGCUGGGGUUAUUGGUGCCACCAAACCCCAGUAUGAUAUCUGGGGCAUGACAGUGAACUUGGCAAGUCGGAUGGACAGUACUGGGGUCAGUGGAAGGAUUCAGGUUCCUGAGGCAACGUGCAAUAUUCUGGCAGAGUGGGGUUUUGUGCUAGAGUUGCGAGGCGAGAUAUUUAUAAAGGGCGUCAGUGAGAGGAAGGGGCGUGUCCGAACGUACUUCAUUAGCACCAAAAGGCGUCAGAUGGCAUGCAAUGGGACUUCCAACAGAGGAAAAAAUGGAAGCAAAGAGAGGACCACUCUAGCCGCUGUUGUCUUCAGCCUUGUGCAGGCCAUUCACAGAGAGAAACAGAGAGGCGCCAAUGGAGGUUUCACCCAGCCAAACAGCAACUUGAUGUGAAACAACAAGCCUGAGUUCAUGGUGACCUGAUAGACAUUCAGUUGAGACAUUAACACUGCCUUCUUCAAAAGGAUACCUCAAAGUUAAUUUAAAUGACGUUAUCAUAGAAUCAUCAUAUGGACUUGUCCAUAGAAUACAAUCUGAAACCAUCCCCAUAUCUAUAGAAUCCAAACAGAAGAUUAAUAUACACCGAUCAGCCACAACAUUAAAACCACCUGCCUAAUAUCGUGUAGGUCCCCCUCGUGCCGCCAAAAACAGCUCUGACCCAUCGAGGCAUGGACUCCACAAGACCUCUGAAGGUGUCCUGUGGUAUCUGGCACCAAGACGUUAGCAGCAGAUCCUUUAAGUCCUGUAAGUUGCGAGGUGGCCUCCAUGGAUCGGACUUGUUGGUCCAUCACAUCCCAUAGAUCAAUCAAACUGAGAUCUGGGUAAUUUGGAGGCCUAGUCAACACCUGGAACUCUUUGUCAUGUUCCUCAAACCACUCCUGAACAAUGUUUGCAGUGUGGCAGGGCACAUUAUCCUGCUGAAAGAGGCCACUGCCAUCAGGGAAUACCAUUGCCAUGAAGGUCAAUCGUUAGGUGGUGUACAUGUCAAAGUAACAUCCACAUGAAUGCCAGGACCCAAGGUUUCCCAGCAGAACAUUGUCCAGAGCAUCACACUGCCUCCGCUGGCCUGCCUUCUUCCCAUAGUGCAUCCUGCUGCCAUCUCUUUCCCAGGUAAACGACGCAUACGCACCUGGCCGUCCACGUGAUCUAAAAGAAAACGUGAUUCAUUGGAGGCCACCAGGCCACCUUCUUGCAUUGCUCCAUGGUCCAGUUCUGAUGCUCACAUGCCCAUUGUAGGCAUUUUCGGCAGUGGACAAGGGUCAGCAUGGGCACUCUGACUGGUCUGACGCUACGCAGCCCCAUACGCAGCAAGCUGCGAUACACUGUGUGUUCUGCCACCUUUCUAUCAUGGCCAGCAUUAAGUUUUUCAGCAAUUUGUGCUACAGAAGCUCUUCUGUGGGAUUGGACCAGACGGGCUAGCCUUUGCUCCCCACGUGCAUCAAUGAGCCUUGGGUGCCCAUGGCCCUGUCGCUGGUUCACCGGUUGUCCUUCCUUGGACCACUUUUGGUAACCACUGCAUACCGGGAACACACCACAAGACCUGCCGUUUUGGAGAUGCUCUGACCCAGUCGUCUAGCCAUUUUUCCCGCUUCCAACACAUGAAAUUAUAGAACUGACUGUUCACUUGCUGCCUAAUAUAUCCCACCCCUUGACAGGUGCCAUUGUAACGAGAUAAUCGAUGUUAUUCACUUCACCUGUCAGUGGUUUUAAUGUUGUAGCUGAUCAGUAUAUAUACAUUAUAUAUACAAAAUUCACUUUUAUAUGUUUAACAUAUAACAUACGUUUAACUUAAGACUAAUGAAACUUAAUCUAUAACUUGCCACACGUUAACUAAAGUUAUUGUCGAUUACAUGUUUUGAGACCUUGUGGGCACAAAGUUUACUGAGGUACAAUGUAAAUGUCCAGAUAAUCAUGUUAAAAAUGCAGUCAAUUUUGCAGAACUGCAGCUAAUCCACGCUGAGACAGCAUACAAAUGUCUCUCAUGUACUGAAGAGACAAACUGUGUAUAUGACUUCUUUAUAUGUUCUGUGAGCACUAACUAAAAUCCUUUUGUACAUUUUAAUAUAUAAUAGAGAUUCAGAAAAUGUAAAAUAUUUUUUAAAUCUAAAAUGAUGUUUUUUACGUUAAAAUAUACACCGGCGGCCAAAAGUUUGGAAUAAUGUACAGAUUUUGCUCUUAUAGAAAGAAAUUGGUACUUUUAAUCACCAAAGUGGCAUUCAACUGAUCACAAUGUAUAGUCAGGACAUUAAUAGCAUGAAAAAUUACUAUUACAAUAAUAAUAAUAAUAAAAAAAACAAUUUCAGAACUUCUUAAACUACUUCAGAGUUCUCAUCAAAAAAUCCUCCAUGUGCAGCAAUGACAGCUCUGCAGAUCCUUGGCAUUCUAGCUGUCAGUUUGUCCAGAUACUCAGGUGACAUUUCACCCCACGAUUCCUGUAGCACUUGCCAUAGAUGUGGCUGUCUUAUCGUGCACUUCUUACGUACCUUACAGUCUAGCUGAUCCCACAAAAGCUCAGUGGGGUUAAGAUCCAUAACACUCUUUUCCAAUUAUCUGUUGUCCAAUGUCUGUGUUUCUUUGCCCACUCUAACCUUUUCUUUUUGUUUUUUCUGUUUCAAAAGUGGCAUUUUCUUUGCAAUUCAUCCCAUAAGGCCUGCACCCCUGAAUCUUCUCUUUGACAUGAAACUGGUGUUGAGCGGGUAGAAUUCAAUGAAGCUGUCAGCUGGAGGGGGCCUGGCUAGCUCAGCAAGUAAAGACGCUGACUACCACACCUGGAGUCGCAAGUUCAAAUCCAGGACGUGCUGAGUGACUCCAGUCAGGCUUCCUAAGCAACCAAUUGGCACAGUUGCUAGGGUGGGUACAGUCAUGUUGGGUUAACCUCCUCGUGGUCCAUAUAAUGUGGUUCUUGCUUUCGGUGGGGCACGUGGUGAGUUGUGCGUGGAUGCCGCGGAGAAUAGCGUGAGCCUCCCAUGCACUAGGUCUUCGCGGUAAUGCGCUCAACAAGCCACAUGAUAAGAUGCAUGGACUGACAGUCUCAUACGCAGUGGCAACUGACUGAUGAUACACUGGUAGCCAAAAGUUUGGAAUAAUGUACAGAUUUUGCUGUUUCGGAAGGAGAUUUGUACUUUAAUUCACCAAAGUGGCAUUCAACUGAUCACAAAGUAUAGUCAGGACAUUACUGAUGUAUAAAACAGCAAAUCACUAUUUGAAAAAAGUCAUUUUUGAUCAAAUCUAGACAGGCCCCAUUUCCAGCAGUCAUCGCUCCAACACCUUAUCCUUGAGUAAUCAUGCUAAAUUGCUAAUUUGGUACUAGAAAAUCACUUGCCAUUAUAUAAAACACUGCUGAAAACUAUUUGGUUCGUUAAAUGAAGCUUAAUAUUGUCUUUGCGUUUGUUUUUGAGUUGCCAUAUGCAACAGGGUGCCUUAAGGUCAAUAUUAGGUCAAAAAUGGCAAAAAAGAAACGGCUUUCUCUAGAAACUCGUCAGUCAAUCAUUGUUUUGAGUAAUGAAAUCUAUCCAAUGCUUGAAAUUGCCAAAAAACUGAAGAUUUCUUACAAAGGAGUACACAACAGUCUUCAAAGACAAAGGACAACUGGCUCUAACAAGGACAGAAAGAGAUGUGGAAAGCCAGAUGUACAACUAAACAAGAGGAUAAGUACAUCAGAGUCUCUAGUUUGAGAAAUAGAAGCUGACAGCUUCAUUGAAUUCUACCCACUCAACACCAGUUUCAUGUACAACAGUAAAGAGAAGACUCAGGGGUGCAGUGUCUUGUCAGUGUCAGUGCCACAUCUAUGGCAAGUGCUACAGGAAGCGUGGGGUGAAAUGCCACCUGACUAUCUGGACAAACUGACAGCUAGAGUACCAAGCAUCUGCAAAGCUGUCAUUUCUGCAUGUGGAGGAUUUUUUGAAGAGAACUCUUUGAAGUAGUUUGUUUAAUUUGAAAUUAAAAAAAAUUUCAAAUUGUAAUAGUAAUUUUUCACAUU